GAAACCAAGCACACCUUCGAAUUCUGACGAAAAUUCCGAAACGUACCCGAAACUUCCCUCGCCAGUUAUUGCAAGAAGCUACCAUGCUCUCAACGGCUCUAAUAUUACUUCUCCCCAAAUUGCUUCCCUCCGUUUAAAACCAACAAAAAGUACAGAUUCCCUCACAAAUCAUCCUUUGCAGAUUUUUGACGAAGAAGAAACUCUCCUCGAAGAUCAUGUAAUUGUCUCUCAACCCAGCGAUGAUGGUCAUAAAGCAAUAACUUUGAAUGGUAUUACAGGUUUUAUUCUACA
Messenger RNA from Racocetra fulgida, 291 nucleotides. The record is from the annotation of a GenBank genome assembly. Lineage: Eukaryota; Fungi; Glomeromycota; Glomeromycetes; Diversisporales; Gigasporaceae.